Molecule: messenger RNA, 1854 nt
Organism: Penicillium vulpinum
Lineage: Eukaryota; Fungi; Ascomycota; Eurotiomycetes; Eurotiales; Aspergillaceae
Product: ATP-binding protein
Exons: 3
Coding region: 1-1854 (617 amino acids)
Molecular function (GO): ATP binding; ATP hydrolysis activity
Source: RefSeq, a predicted model, not a curated record
AUGACAAUCGACAUCUCAGACGGAGUUGCUACCGAUGGUAGUACCACAGAACCCGAGGCCAAGGAUUUCCACUAUGAGCCUGUGGGCACCCUUUGUGAUUUUCGCACCCUCUACCAAACAAAUCCCGAUGCAUAUGACGAACGGUCAUGGACCAAAGAAGUACCCCUGAACUUGCCUGAUCCCGUCGAGGAUGAAGAGUCGGCACAAUAUGCGCUUCUCGUGAGAAAACAGAAGUGCUAUGACGGACGCAGAAGCUUGUCGAUCCAUUCCAUUGUAGUGCAAAGCGAGCGUCUCAAGGAAUUCUUGAAAAAGGCCCUGAACAAUUAUCCUGGUGUCACACCGACCUUGGAGCGCCUCGAGUUCACAUUGCCUUUCCGACCUUUUGUUCAUCGAUGGGAAACAAUCGUCAAAUUGCGAGAUGAAGAGCGGGAUCCAACAACCAAGGCCCACGUGGAUCUGUUCUACUGCAUCAUGGAUGAGGAGCUCAGGGAUAUAAUUGGCCGCAAGAAGGACCUGGUUUCCAAAGGGGUCAUCACUCACGACUUGGCUUGGACCAUCCUGGAACCUCAAGAUGUGAUCCUUUCCUCUAUUGAGGGACCACAACGCGCGUAUUCGCUCACGCAAGCAUCGGAAGAAUAUGAGCCACCGGAAUAUACGUAUUUCGAAGUCGAAUAUGUUGGUUUCAACGGAAGCAAGUUCGGGUACUCUCACAGGGGGUUUGAUAUACCCAAAUUUUCGGGCACUAUACCAAUCACUUCAUUGCCAAUCUUCCCACUCAAAUAUCACCCAGAAAAAGAGGUCGUCCAAGACCUGUUGAUUGCACGGGGCAAGAAGUGGGAAGAGUACAAAGGGUACCAUUUCAAAUCCUAUGAAGAGGGUUCGGCCAGCACAAAUACCAAAGGGGACACCAAAUACCAUGUCAAGAAUCGCGUCAUCAUUGACACCGAGGCAUACAAGCUUUUUGGGUCCAUGGCCGGCUCAAUCAGCAUUCAUAGGGAGAUUGAUGGAGGACUAGAUGAUGCGCAGCGCCUCAUGGCAACUCCAAUGCUCUAUGGAUAUUCCCUGAAUGACAAGAACUGGCGUUCGUUUCACGUGGAUUGUUUGGAGGACAUUGAGUGGGAUGAGCAGGCCUUUGAGUCACUCGUCCUACCACAGGAACAACAGGGGCUCAAGGACGUGAUCUUGGCCGCUGCCAAGGCUCAAUCCAAAAAAGUGGAUACAUUUGACGAUGUCGUUCAGGGAAAAGGUCGGGGAUUCAUUAUGCAGCUCAGCGGUCCCCCGGGGGUUGGAAAGACCCUUACUGCGGAGAGCGUUGCUGAGGUCAUGAGGGUGCCUCUUUAUGUCAUGAGCGCGGGCGAUCUUGGAAUUGACGCUAGAGUGUUUGAAAACAAGUUGAAAGACAUCCUGCGGAUGAUUCCCAGGUGGGGUGCUCUUCUAUUGCUUGACGAGGCUGAUGUCUUCAUGGAAACCCGUGAUUCAACCAAUCUUGAUCGCAAUGAACUCGUCUCAAUCUUCCUGAGAAUGCUUGAAUACUACGAGGGUAUUAUCUUCUUGACCACCAACCGUACACAGAAUAUCGAUCCUGCCUUCGAGUCUCGGGUCCACCUUUCCCUCAGCUACAAGGAACUCGAUGCGGAAUCUAGGCGCCAGGUUUGGAAACAGUUCCUAAGCCGCUCAUCGAGCAUUAAUGGCUUUACAGAUGAGCAACUUGAUCAAGUAACCGAGUUGCAAUUAAACGGUCGCCAGAUCAAGAAUGUGGUCAAGACAGCCGGUCUCCUAGCUUGGUCCAAGGAACGUGAGCUUCAAUAUGAAGAUCUGAAGACAGUACUUGAUCUGAGAAAUUUGCAAAAGUAA